GUUUCGCGCCAGUCCGGCGAAACGACGCAACGCAGGCAGGCAAGUGGCAUCAACACGACGCCGGGAGUCGAAGGAUGGACCAUCAUGACGAGCCUGAAGCAAGAGCGUCAGAGUCUCUCAUGGACGGGUCUCAGACAGAACGAACACGAGGGACGUUUGGUGGCCGACAGCGAUGGCUGCUUACGGGUGGAGCCAACAUCGACAGCAAUUCCGUGAGUUCGCCAAAGAAGAGUACAUCCAAGAGCAAAGUGACCGCCCCGUCGGUGCAAUCGUUCCUAGGAUCGCUGGGCAUUGGUCUUGGCGAGGAAUUGCAGAUGGUGGACAAGGAAGCAAACGAAGUCGCCGCGUAUCGCCGAGUGCGAACCUUGAUAUCGUUCAAAGGCUGGAUAAACACAAACUGACAAUGGGAGUAGGAGUACGACACUGUUCGCAGCAACAACAUGAAGAAGGAACACGAAGUCAAGAAACUGCAAGAAUCGCUGCAGGAAGUCACGUCGCUCUUGUCGAGCCGCAAAGUGGACGGCAUGACGAUUCAAUCCAAAGCCAUGAACCUCGAAAACCGAUCUGCGUCGAUCGAAAAUAAACUCGAAGACGAGACCGCCGACAAAGGCGUGUACACGCACAUGAUCCAACGGUUGUCUAUUGAAGUGCAAGCAGGGAAGAAGCAGAGCACGCGCAAGGAGAAGGAACUUCAAAGCCUCGACAACGACCUCGCCGCGGGGAACGCGACGCUGCACGCGGCCCGGCAAGAAAAGUGCGCAGCGGAGGCACUGCAGAAGAAGCUGGCCAAGGGACUCAGCGACACUCGGGACGAGAACGCGCGGGCGCUCGACGACUUGCACUUGGCAAUAGACACGACGCGGAAGAAGCACGAACUGCACGAACAACGCGAGACCAGUCGGCGCAAAAUCGCGCAAAACGUGACGGGCGAGCAGUCGGCGCGGGAAAUGAAGCGCCUUCGCCAAGAAAGCCAGACGCAGGCGGUCCAGUUCACGCAAAUUCAGAACGAGCUCAUGACCACGGACGCCAAGCUGCUGACUCUGGAGGCGGACCUGCGACGAUUGAGCGAGGCCGCGGGCACGAACGACAUUGACAAGAUCAUUGCCAAGUACUUGUCGCGGGAAGAAACGCUGCGCAACCUCAAGGAAGAGCACGCGAUCACAGACGCCAAGAUGCGCAAACUUCGAGACAACUACAAGCAACUCCAGGAGCUACUCGCGACGCUGCGGGGCGCGACCAUGAACACCCGCGGCAUCUACCAGGAAAUGGACGACACGGCCGAGAAACUCAAAGACAUUGAAAAAAACGCAUCUGCGUUGCAAGAGCGGUGCAAUCGCGCCAACGUGUUGUUGGAUGCGUUCCGGUCGUGCAUGAUCAAAUGCAUGGCCAAGCUCAGCACCGUGCGCGGCUCCCUUGAGUUGGACACGGACGUGGACUUUCACCGGGCGAACGAAACCCCCACGACAGAGCUCGUGCAUUUGGUGGAGCAAAAACUCGGUCGCAUUCUGGACGUGAUCAACCGCGAAAAGGCCGAGCACGAACUGCAUCGGUCGGAGGCGAUGAACGCCAGCAGCCACGGGGGCGGCAUGGCGGGCGGAGGAGACGACAAACGCAACAGCAGCUUGGCCCAGCCGUCGCCCAGCGAGACCGAAGAGCACUUUAUCCUGCGCGUGUCUACCGCAGACAACUCACAAGGCAACAUCCGCGUACGCCCCAAGAGCCAGCCCAAGGGCUCCAAAGUGGCCAAAAUUCUGCGACACAGCUCCCAGCGAGACUCGAUCGUGAUUCCCAAGGACAAGGGCCGGGACGAGGACGACGUGGCGGCAACUGUCGCUGCCGUGGCCACAGAAGACGACCCGAUCAUUGACCGAAGCAUGCGCAAGAAGCUCGUUGGACUGGUCCUCAAUCGCGGCAAACGCGUCAAGAAAGGCACGACCAACAACGACAAAGUGUAAUUUCGUGCCAUUAGAAACACAGUAAACAGACCUCCUAACUCUACCACAAUCAACCAUAGUAAUCUCUCCCGA
This is a messenger RNA of Aphanomyces astaci, 2027 nucleotides long. RefSeq lists its product as hypothetical. The transcript is spliced from 9 exons. The record is from RefSeq and is a predicted model, not a curated record. Gene Ontology annotation, cellular component: cilium. Gene Ontology annotation, biological process: outer dynein arm assembly; cilium movement. The coding region runs from base 441 to 1955 and encodes 504 amino acids. NCBI's taxonomy places the organism in Eukaryota, Oomycota, Saprolegniomycetes, Saprolegniales, Verrucalvaceae.